Messenger RNA from Osmerus eperlanus (European smelt), 1697 nucleotides. Its product is annotated as GTP cyclohydrolase 1-like. Gene Ontology annotation, cellular component: cytoplasm. The record is from RefSeq and is a predicted model, not a curated record. Gene Ontology annotation, biological process: tetrahydrobiopterin biosynthetic process; tetrahydrofolate biosynthetic process. Bases 367 to 1053 code for a protein of 228 amino acids. The transcript has 5 exons. NCBI's taxonomy places the organism in Eukaryota, Metazoa, Chordata, Actinopteri, Osmeriformes, Osmeridae. Gene Ontology annotation, molecular function: GTP binding; zinc ion binding; GTP cyclohydrolase I activity.
UAGAAUGAUUUGUCACAAAACGAUUUAGGCUGCUGUUCGCCUGGUCUCCAAAAAUUGAUUUAUAGUUAAUGUUCCAUUUAGUUGCACUUUCAAAAAGUCACUCCUUACCAAUGGACCAAAGGCGUGACGAAAUAUUUAUAACUGAUGUGCUAUGCUUAUGGUUCACGGUUAAAGGUAAGCUACUCCCAUAAAUAGGGUUUAGGAUAAAACCAUCCCAUCCGUCUGCUCUUAGCGAAAAUCUCUGCAUUCUUCCAGAAAAUAUCAGAGCCUGCAUAUCAAUCUCUCCAUCACUCAACCGAGAAAUAUUGUUGUUUUUUUUUAAUCAAUUGACCAAAACCCAGUUUCUAGUACCAAAAAGCUUAAAAAAUGAACAGUGUCAGUAAUGGAAAAAAAGUCCCAGAACAUCUCAACGGAUUGAACAAAAGAAUCGUUGAGUUCCAAUUAUCAGAAGGGCGCAUACCUGUAAAAUCCCACAAGGAUUCGGAAGAUGUGUCCAUGCUUUCUGCCAUAGAAGGGGCUUACACUACUGUCCUUAGAGAGCUGGGCGAGGACACCGAACGCGAGGGCCUUUUACGCACACCAUUGCGCGCAGCAAAGGCUAUGCAGUUCCUUACUAAAGGCUACCAUGAGACUGUACAAGACAUCCUGAAUGAUGCCAUCUUCGAUGAGAACCACAGUGAGAUGGUAAUAGUGAAGGACAUCGACAUGUUCUCCCUCUGUGAGCAUCACCUGGUGCCCUUCUUUGGCAGGGUUCACAUAGGAUACAUUCCAAACAAUAAAGUAGUUGGUCUCAGUAAACUAGCAAGAAUUGUUGAAAUCUACAGCAGAAGACUUCAAGUUCAGGAGCGUCUAACCAGACAGAUUGCUACUGCUAUCUCAGAGGCAUUGGAGCCAAAGGGUGUUGCAGUCAUUAUUGAGGCAGGUCAUAUGUGCAUGGUGAUGAGAGGUGUCCAGAAAAUAAAUAGCAGAACUGCAACCAGCGUCAUGAUCGGAGUGUUUCAGGAGGAUCCCAAGACUCGCGAGGAGUUUCUGUCUCUGAUCAAGAGGAACUGACACGAUCAAACUAUCUGUGGGGCUUUCCAAGCAAAGCCUUUUUCUUUUCUUUCCUCCCCGUAUUAUGUAUCUCACUGACAGUCUUAGUUGAUGUCAAGCAUUCUCCUCUGUAGUUUCCCCCCUGAAUAAGAGACUCUGUAGGGCUGAACUGGUGCUGCUGCAUUUAUAGAAUUAUUGUCCAAUGAUUGGUGCAAAAAAACGAACAGGGGCCCAUUAUCAUUAUUAAGGGUCACCAUCAUUUAUACAUGUUUAUGAGUGUUAUAUAUGUGAUAUCAUAAGUAGUCCUGAGGUUGUGACAAUGUUGAUAUGACACCAUUGUUACUGUUGCGUACAUCUGUAUAUCAUGUACAUGUACACAGCAAAAAACAACAACACAUUUAUACAAUAGCAAGUGCUGCCAAUCUAGAGUUGAGGGGACUUAACCCUUAAUCUAAUGGUGAUAAUACUACAUACAUAUGUUCCACAAACACACCUCCAUAACCUUCAAUUAUGACAAUGUUUCUGAGACUAUGAAGAACCGAUCAAAUUCAUGUCAAAUAAAUAAAGGUUUCGUUGGUUUGACAAUUUCAAGAAGGCUUGUGUAAUCUCUAAUUCCAGGAAUCUGUUUGUGUCUGUGUGUCCAUGGCUCGAUUAUUUUUGCAAAC